This is a messenger RNA of Nanorana parkeri, 1069 nucleotides long. RefSeq names its product coiled-coil domain-containing protein 92-like. The record is from RefSeq and is a predicted model, not a curated record. Bases 125 to 1069 code for a protein of 314 amino acids. Gene Ontology annotation, cellular component: centriole. NCBI's taxonomy places the organism in Eukaryota, Metazoa, Chordata, Amphibia, Anura, Dicroglossidae. The transcript has 4 exons.
UGAAUGGAAGCACAGCAGCGCUCUCUAAUGAGCUGACCCGUCCUCAUGUGGUGCUGAAAUCUACACGGCGAGCUAUCCGUAUCGAGCAGGCUGAAAUCUUCCUCUUAUGUGAGUGGGAAUCAGAAUGGCCUCCAUUAACCUGGAGAACCAGCUGCAGAGUGCUCAGAAGAAUCUGCUGUUCCUGCAACAAGAACAUGCCAACACACUGAAAGGCCUGCACUCCGAAAUCCGCCGGCUACAGCAGCAUUGCACAGAUCUGACUUAUGAGCUGACACUAAAGAGUUCUGACCAGACAGGCGAUAGCAUUUCUAGAAGCGAUGAGCUUCGGAGAAGAUGCGAAGAACUGGAGGCUCAGCUGAAGGACAAAGAAACGGAGAACAACGAGUCGUUAAAGGAGUUGGAGCAGAAAAACGUGAUGAUUAUGGUUCUCGAAAAUACUAUUAAAGAAAGAGAGAAGAAGUACUUGGAAGAACUGAAAGCCAAAAGCCAUAACUUGAACAUGCUGUCCAGUGAACUGGAGCAGAGGGCCAGUACCAUUGCUUAUCUCACAUCACAGCUGCACGCUACCAAAAAGAAGCUGUUCGGUACCAGUGGGGCCCCUGAGGUAGCCCCUCCUGGCAGCCCAGUAAUGUCUAGCUACAGGCCGUCUCCUCCCAAAGAAAAGCAGCCGGAGACUCCAAGAAGAAGAAUGAAGAAGAGUCUGUCCACACCGCUCAAUGCUGACUUUGCAGAGGUCUACAGGCUAGGGUCAGACGGACGAAAGAUAACGUUACGCGAGACUGUGGACGCCAUGCCAGACCCUACUCCUUUUUUGCUGGCGAGACAGUCGGCGGACACGCAGGUCAUCAAAGACAGGCCACUUGUCAUUCCUCCCAUUCGCUCCGACUCCGGCAGUCCGGCUAAAGAGAAGAAGCACAAGGCCCACGUUGGAGUUGCGCAUCGAAUUCCUCAUGCCACCUCUGUGCAGAGACAGGUUGGACCUCAGCCAGAAGUUGAAACCUUAGCAGUGGAUCAAGUUAAUUCCAGCAAAGUUGUUAGGAAGCACUCGGGGACUGACAGAACUAUUUAA